Molecule: messenger RNA, 2387 nt
Organism: Coregonus sp. 'balchen'
Lineage: Eukaryota; Metazoa; Chordata; Actinopteri; Salmoniformes; Salmonidae
Source: the annotation of a GenBank genome assembly
UUCCAGGGUGGUCUAUGGACAAUGAACAUGCAUGUCUGCGACGGCCUGAUGACCAUGGACGUGAUGCUGUGUACGGCCUCCAUAUUCAACCUCUGCUCCAUCAGCAUCGACAGGUUAUCGACCUUUAACUCUCUGUUAAUAAUAAUAAUAAUAUGCCAUUUAGCAGACGCUUUUAUCCAAAGCGACUUAUAGUCGUGAUUUUUGAGCUAGGUCAAGGUCAAAUUCACUAAAAUAAUCUAUGGAUUCCAAUUAACUUUCCUACCCUGUGUCCGAAUGUUUGAGCCAUUGAAUACCAAUACUAACAUGUUCUCUCCCAAAACACUUUGCUGGGAGUUGUGCUGGCAGCUUUAGCAGUACAAGGGAGGAGACCCCUGCUGCUUUCGCUAUCAGCCCAAGUCAAAGGUCAUAGUGUCUCCUCCACUAGAUCAGAUUAGGAAAAUAACCACAUCUCCAGCAAUGACCUGUCAUCUCUCUCUUCCCCCCUCCUCCCUGAAAGCAAUCAGUCUUAACGGAAAGCACAAAUGAAGCAGAGAGAAAAAAAACAUACAACCUCAGGAUAAAAUAUGUUUCCAUCUUGAUAAACUGCCAGCAUUGAGAUGGGAUCAUUAGCUGAUAUGAUUAUCCUUUUCUUUGCUCACUGUUGCAUAGCCUCUCACUGACAUGCAGAUAUAUAGGGGCCUGUUGAAGUAUUUGUUGCCUCUGUGUUGCCUGUUGCCAAGAAAACAUUAGCAUUCACACAAAUGGGAAUAAUGGAAAAAAUGCAAUAAAUGAAAGCUCAACAGUUUCCCGUGUGUAUCAAGAAUGGUCCACCACCCAAAGGACAUCCAGCCAACUUGAUACAAAUGUGGGAAGCAUUGGAGUCAACAUGGGCCAGCAUCCCUGUGGAACACUUGACACCUUGUAGAGUCCAUGUACCGAGGAAUUGAAGCUGUUCUGAGGGAAAUAUGGGGUGCAACUCAAUGUUAGGAAGGUGUUCCUAAUGUUUUGUGCACUCAGUGUACAUGGUGUAUUUGUGUCAAAUGUAAUGUACUAGAACACGUGUGUCAAAUUCAUUACAUGGAAGGCUAAGUGUCUGUUUUCUGUCCUCCCUUGUUCUUGAUUGAUGAGUUAAGGUCACUGAUUAGUUAAAAACUCCCCUCACCUGGUUGUAUAGGUCUUAAUUGGACACAAAUUGAAAGGAAAAAACAAACAGCAGACACUCGGCCCUCCAUGGAAUGAGUUUGACACACCUGUACUAUACUGAACAAAAAUAUGAACGCAACAUGAAUUUAGCAGUACGUCCAACUAGCCUCACAAUCGCAGACCACGUGUAACCACGCCAGCCCAUGACCUACACAUCCGGCUUCUUCACCUGCGGGAUCGUCUGAGACCAGCCACCCGGACAGCUGAUGAAAGGAGUAUUUCUGUCUGUAAUAAAGUGGGUGAGCCUAUGCCCUCCCAGGCCCACCCAUGUCUGCGCCCCUGCUCAGUCAUGUGAAAUCCAAAGAUUAGGGCCUAAUGAAUUUAUUUCAAUUGACUGAUUUCCUUCUAUGAACUGUAACUCAGUAAAAUCUUUGACAUUUUUGCAUGUUGCGUUUAUAUUUUUGUUUAGUAUAUAAUGAUAGCUCGAAGUAAAUCAUUAAUUUAAUUCAUAAAUAUCUCUCUUCUACAAAGAGAAUACAGCUCCUCUCAAUCUUUUCUCUGCUUGAUGUGAUUCAUUCAGGUUCAUUGCUGUCUCCAUUCCACUCAACUACAAUGUUAAGCAUGUUGAUCAGAGACAGAUCUUCCUGCUCUCUGCCACGUGGAUCCUGGCCUUGGCAGUGGCCUCACCCGUCAUGUUCGGCAUCCAAAACGUCCCCCAGCGGGACCCUACAGAGUGUAAACUGGAGGACGACAACUUCGUGGUCUACUCCUCCGUCUGCUCUUUCUUCAUCCCCUGUCCCAUCAUGCUCCUUCUCUACUGCGGCAUGUUCCGGGGCUUGAGGAGGUGGGAGGAGGCACGCAAGGCCAAGCUGAGGAGCAGCAUCCAGGCCUGUAGGAAGUUCCAGGACGCAACUGCCUCCAUGCCCCCGCUGGACUCCCUGCCUCCUCCUCUACCCCCCAUUAUCAAGAGGGAGGAGCUCACAGACAUGAAGCCAGAGCUAAAGGAGAUUAAUCUGGAAGAGCUGGACCCUUACCCUCCAGAGUCUCCAGACGGCCCCUAUAAUAACUCCUCACCAGACACUCCAGACCGCCCCUAUAACAACUCCUUAACAUCUCCAGAGUACAAGGACGGCCCCGUGCCCACGGUGGUGGCCUACUCUAACAUUAGGUACAACCUCCACCCCCAAACUGGCCCUCACAAGAAGAAGAGGGCCAAGAUUAAUGGCCGAGAGAGGAAGGCCAUGAAGGUGCUUCCUGUCGUUGUG